Messenger RNA from Cuscuta campestris, 942 nucleotides. NCBI's taxonomy places the organism in Eukaryota, Viridiplantae, Streptophyta, Magnoliopsida, Solanales, Convolvulaceae. The record is from the annotation of a GenBank genome assembly.
GCCAAUGUUGCUACUGCACUCGUGCUGGCUUUGUUGUUCCUUCGAAGGUCACGCUUCUUCAACAACUGCAACGUCCGAACAAUAGGACUUGCAAGAUCAACUUAUGGGGAUAAUUAUUAUGAACCUCAUGGAGAUAACAAUGACUAUGACCAAUAUGGGCCUAUGUACGACGAUCAACCUGAUCCACUCGUCGAAGAAAUCAUAAGAUUAGAACAGAAAAUUUUCUAUUUCGACGAGGUCUUAUUUGCUGAAGGCUCCUGGUACGAACCACCCUACUGCCGUGACUACACUUUGUUUGCUGAAGAACAAAUUGAAGCAAACAAGGUGGCAAUUCGAGAAAGAGCAAAACUUCUUGAAUCAGUCCGGAAGGAAAAGGAGUUCGAACGGAGAUUAUGCGAAGGAUCAGAAUUGAUGCAGAAAAUGCCCGACGACUUCCAAAGAGAGAGAUUAGAAGCCGAAGCUAAAGCUGAUAAAUUAGUCAAUGAUCUCUGUAAGGCUAUUGAGCUUAAACGCUCCUUCCAAUCUCAAGAUCCACAAUUGGAGGUGCCAGUUCUAGAAGAUUCACCAAGAUCCACAAUUGGAGCUAAAGCUGAUAAAUUAGUCAAUGGUCCCGAGUGUCGUGUCUCUCAAGGAGUCGACGAAAGGAAUUAGUUUAAUUACUCUAACUAGGCGAAGAUUAGGAUUGGUUUAUGAAAGUCUUCUCAGAACGAUUAUAAAAGGAGCAGAGUAAAAAUAAUAAAUUAAGUUUACAUAGUAUAAGUAUAGAUCUGGACCUAGGGUUAGGACAUCAUUUGGAUCUAUUUUAUCAUAUUAAAUUAACAAUUGGAAUAAUAAUAUUUCUAUUACUACUCAUCCAUUUCUAGAUUUGUACUUAAUCCGUUGCUCUUGGAUAUCGUAGCCUUUUGGCAUACAAUAUUUUCUCAAUAAAUAGCUAAUUAAAUC